Messenger RNA from Colletotrichum truncatum, 1023 nucleotides. RefSeq names its product d-mandelate dehydrogenase. Gene Ontology annotation, cellular component: cytosol. The record is from RefSeq and is a predicted model, not a curated record. Lineage: Eukaryota; Fungi; Ascomycota; Sordariomycetes; Glomerellales; Glomerellaceae. Gene Ontology annotation, molecular function: glyoxylate reductase (NADPH) activity; NAD binding; hydroxypyruvate reductase [NAD(P)H] activity.
AUGGAGAAGAUACUGGUUAUAGGGUCGCCUGACGGUGUAGUUUUACCCGAGACUUGGGCCACCUUCUCUUCAAAAUACACCAUUGUCACGUACGACUUUCCUACCGUCAAAGAAUUCCAUGAAUCAAUGGCAACCGGCGACUGUCAAGACAUUUCCGGAAUAAUGAGGAUAGGUUUAAACUUCCCUGUUGGAAUCGAGAGGGUUGGCCUAGGCUGGACCAGACGUGCCUUGCCAUACUUUCCCCCUUCUCUCAAAAUGAUAGUCAAUUUUGGACAUGGCUUUGAAGAAGAAGACAUUCAAGGUCUCAGGAAAAAGGGGAUUGAGUUCUUCAACACAACAGGCGGCAGUGAGGCGACUGCCGUUGUCGCACUAUACCUCAUUAUCUCGACCUUCCGCCAGCUGAGUCGAUAUGAGCGAAUGCUUCGCGACGACCAGUUUCUAGCUGCACUCAGGCAAUCUGCGCAAUCCGCUACAGAUCCGUACGGCAAAAGCCUUGGUAUCAUUGGAAUGGGCUCGAUAGGACAGACGAUCGCACGCCAGGCCGCGGCACUAGGCAUGAAGAUACAUUGCAUCGACAGACCGAAUCUGAGGAGGCUUCUAGAUGCCGUAAGGGGCGAAACCGGCUACAUCAGAGACCUCAUCCCACCGAUUAUCCUCCACAAGGACUUGAAAUCGCUUGUCGCUAAUGUGGACUGCGUGGUCUUGUCAUGCUCGUACUCUGCGGAGACACAUCACUUGCUCUCACGAGAUGUGUUUUCUAGGAUGAAGAAGGGCGUGAGAGUGAUCAAUGUAGCAAGAGGCAAGUGUAUUGACGAGGAAGCUCUGUGCGACGCCAUAGAGAGUGGAAUCAUUUCAGGAGUGGGACUUGAUGUUCAUUACAACGAACCACAUGUUAACACGAAGAUGCUGAAAUACGACUGCGUAACCCUGUUACCGCACCUAGGAGGGCUAACAAAUGACUCAAUGAAGAAUCAUGCUAUGAUGGCUAUGAGGCGCGUGGAUGAUUUCUUUUUGCGUCGUUAA